AGGAUGUCUUCCGAUGAUGAUUAUGAUGCGGCUGACUCCGGGGCGGCUGACUGCACCCCCAUCGAAGCCGGAGCUGCUCGCAAGGGAGGCUUCCUUGUGAUCAAGGGACAGCCCUGCAAGAUCGUCGACGUGUCCAAGGCUAAGGUUGGAAAGCACGGAGCAGCCAAGUGUCACUUCGUCGGCAUCGACAUCUUCACUUCGAAGAAGUACGAAGCUAUCUGCCCUGCCUCUGCCCAGCUGUCCGAGCCCAUCGUCACCCGUGCUGAGUACCAGCUUUGCGACAUUAGCGAGGACGGGUUCUUGAGUCUCAUGACCAAGGAUGGCGAUAUGCGCGACGACUUGAAGCUUCCUGAGGAUGAGACCAUCUCCAAGAAGCUCCAGGAGCGCUUCGACGCGGGAACCGACACUCUUGUAACUGUCCUCAUUGCCAUGGGCAAGGAGCAGGUUAUUGAUAUGAAGGACAUGGCCAACUAGAGUGAGAAUGUGAUGAUUGCUUGUGCGAGAUUUCAUCAGUGGUUCGUCGAGCCAUUCUUUGUUAGGCCAGAAUUUUGUUCCCAUCGUGUUCCUGAUAUUGAAUGAAUGGUAUUGUGAG
Guillardia theta CCMP2712 is the source of this 592-nucleotide messenger RNA. RefSeq names its product translation initiation factor 5A. The transcript has a single exon. The record is from RefSeq and is a predicted model, not a curated record. Gene Ontology annotation, biological process: positive regulation of translational termination; positive regulation of translational elongation. Lineage: Eukaryota; Cryptophyceae; Pyrenomonadales; Geminigeraceae. Gene Ontology annotation, molecular function: RNA binding; ribosome binding; translation elongation factor activity. Bases 4 to 474 code for a protein of 156 amino acids.